Molecule: messenger RNA, 2424 nt
Organism: Orbicella faveolata
Lineage: Eukaryota; Metazoa; Cnidaria; Anthozoa; Scleractinia; Merulinidae
Source: RefSeq, a predicted model, not a curated record
AGACACUUUUCGCCAAAUAACAAACAUUAUAUGCAGCACAUAUAAUGUCAUUUUAUAUCGAGCCAUUUUCUUGACUGUUGGUAAUAGAAGUCAAGGCUAUUUGGGUGGAGCAGGAAUGGCAGAUCACUUAGGAACCUCCAAUCAGAUGAAAGUGGGCGGGCACACUAAUAUUACUUAGAUCGCGUGCACUGUUAAUUUCGGCCUCCUCGCCAUUCAACGGCAACGCCAGGCUUAACAGAACUUUCAGGUUUCUUGGGCAAGUACAAUAGUUCUCUUUUCCCUUUCUUUGUCCGUUUGUUAACCUGCUGAGUGGGAUUUAGAUUCUGCCGUUUAACUUUUGCUAUGGGAAAAGCACGUGUUCUAAUUUUGGGCCAUUCCUUUAUCCGUCGCCUUCACGACGUAAUCGUUCACUCACGGGAUCAUCAGUACACUAAAAAGUUUAGCAUAACGACACCAGACUUCAUUUGCAAAUGGCACGGUGUCGGCGGUCGAACGAUCGCCAAGGUUUUAAAAUAUGAUUUGAGUGUCAUUAAGGAAUUUGGCUCCGAUAUAGUUAUUUUACAGCUAGGGACAAAUGACUUGGUCGAUUCCUCCCCCCUUACUGUGGGUUCUUCUCUUGGACAUCUAGCUACCUUACUACACGACGAGUAUAAGGUGGACCUGAUUUGUGUCUGCCAAACCCUCCGUCGUUCCUCGUCCAACGUUUCAUUUAACAAGAAUGUUGGAUUAUUGAAUAAAUACCUAAAAACGGUACUCGAACCUGUCCCAUACGCAUUCUUUUGGUCUCACAGGGGGUUUUGGCAAACAAAGAGUUCAUUUUUUUGUGUCGUGAUGGCGUUCACUUGAAUGGUGGGGGGCAACAUAAAUUAUAUCGCAGUCUACGAGGGGUAGUACUCAAAUGCUUGCGUUUACUGGAUGAUAUUUAGCUACCAAUUCUUUAUAUAAGCUGGUCGCCAGUUCCGUGAUUCAUUUUCAUGGCUUUUAUUGCUGUGUUGCGUCCGCAGCUGUUUGUACUUCCAUUGGAAGCUUAUCUUACCGAAAUGUACAAUUUGGGCUGUGCCCUUAUCUUGUCGGCUGUCUUUAAUGUCACUAUUACGUUUAUGGGGUGCAUGCUACUUUUCUUAAUUUUAAUAGCAGCGUGUUAUUUUUAUAAAUUUCUGCCUUUGAUUGCUGCCCCCUGAUUGACGCACAUAUUGUUAUUUUUACCAUUAUAGCAGGACUUUUCCAUUAAGUGUACAACCCUCUUCCGGCCGCUUAUCGCGCGCCCAAUGCACUUGGUUAAUGUUCUUGCUCUGUUUUGUGUUUAAUCCGGAACUUGGUCUUCGACCUGCUUAAAACAUAUUUGGUUUGGAUUCUGGACUUAUGUGUCCUUGCAUUGUUCCGCGCAUUCGCAUUUUAGUUUUGCUCUCUCGUUUCUCUCCGGGACAUUCUCGACCCCUCCUUUAUUGAUUUUCGCAUCCUAAUUGAAUAUAUAUUACACUUUCUGCAAAGCUAUGUCCUCUCGUAAACGCCCGACUAGCAACGCCACACGUGGUCGUCCUAAGCGUGCCCGACCGAUUCCGCCGACAUCGACAGCAACAACUGGCCCGCCUAGCACAAGCGUCAAUAUGGAGGCUCUGACGGCCUCUAUCACAACCGCGGUAACCAGUGCAGUACAGGCCGCCAUGCAGACGCAGAAGCCGCCCACAAAUGAGACCACAGCCAGCGCUAGCGAAAGCACUGCCGUGUCGGUAGAAGCGGCGGUCUCCGACCAGUUGGCAUUGAUAACAUCCCCUACAGCAGGUACAACAAAGCCCGACUCCUCUGGGGCGUUUUCUACCUUAGAAAAUUCAGGACAAAUAGGUUUUUCAAGCCUCGCCCUCGAGCUGGGAGAAGGCGUUACCGAAAAGAUUAAGGCCAAAGUUUGGGCUAAUGAGUACUUGGACUUCGGUCUUCUACUAUCAGUAGCCCCAAGUCCUGACCGCUACUCCAUCUCGAUCAAUACUUCUACACCCAGCUUGGGGGCUCAGCUUACCCUUGAACCCUCUAAGCCUCCGAAAAAGAUCACAAAUAUUAAUCAAUGGAUCUCUGCAUUUAAUGCUUUCGUCGCAAUAUACGUAGUCAGAUUUCCUCACGAGGCACCUAAACUAAUGAAAUAUUGUGAAAUCGUCAGAGAUAUAGCCGCCAAAUUCGGUGAUUGGGUAUUUUAAGACGAGCAGUUUCGCCUUCUCCGGCAAACUGCUCCUAACAAGUAUCCUUGGGAUGCAGUACACUGGGAGCUCUGGCUAAAGGUGACAUUUCGUGGACGACAAACGUCCUCAAUCGGUGACAGGCCCCAAGGCACUCGACCACGAUCCCACCAGUCGCCAUUUCCAAAAGGAACAUGUUGGGCUUUUCAGUCGGGCCGAUUCUGCGGAGGGGGAUGCAAAUUCGACCAUAAAUGCU